This is a messenger RNA of Trichoderma citrinoviride, 3679 nucleotides long. Its product is annotated as histidine kinase. The transcript is spliced from 2 exons. Gene Ontology annotation, molecular function: phosphorelay sensor kinase activity. Bases 137 to 3649 code for a protein of 1170 amino acids. Gene Ontology annotation, biological process: phosphorelay signal transduction system; phosphorylation. The record is from RefSeq and is a predicted model, not a curated record. NCBI's taxonomy places the organism in Eukaryota, Fungi, Ascomycota, Sordariomycetes, Hypocreales, Hypocreaceae.
CCAUCACCAGUCAUCGCGGGCAGCAUGUUGCGUAGGCUUCGAUAGAGGCGCAGUCAUUCUUGAGGAGGAUGUCUUGCCCCGAGCCUGAGCCCUGCCAGCCUGCAUCUUCACUUCGUCCAUCGCCACUCGCUGAAAAAUGAGAGUCGCCAUCCGCGAGCAGCUCGCCGCGCUUGUGCUCUUCGCCGUCCUCUUGUCCCUGGCCGUCAUCUCCAUCCCGACAUGGAUCUUUGUCCACAACUUUGUCGUCGACGUCGAAUCUCAGGGCCUGGCCCUGACCGCCUCGCUCAAGGCGUCCGCCAUUGCGUCUGAGCUGGAUCUGGCGCAGACCAUCUGCCAGACCGUCGCCACGCGCAUCCUGCUGCAGCAGGCCUUCAUCGACUUCUACAACCAAAACUCGACAAACAAGACCGACCCCUUUGCCAAUGCCCGCGCCGACCUCGAGAGCGCCAUGGGCACCACCCGCGGCCUCACGGGGCUGCUGCAGGCCCGCCUCUAUUCGCGAAACUCGACCGGCGACGGCCAUCGCGGCCUGCUCAGCGUCACCGGCGCCGGUGUGGGCAAUGCGACCAACAACAUUGAGCUGCCCUACCUCACGCCCGACGGCUCCAGAGUCAACCUCAGCGAUACCGAGUACGGCUACCCGCUGUCGCUGUAUCCCAACAUCACGUACACCAACCUCGGGUACCCGAACCCCUAUGUGCCGUCGACGCCGGCCUUUGGCGCCUAUGCCUUUCCGAACGUCAACCUGAGCACCGGCGGCGGCCUGGUGCUGGGUCCAUUGGUCAUCAACGAAACAUUCGCCCUCAUCUCUCUCACCAUCCCCAUCCGCUCCUUCGCCAUCUCGAAUUUCAUCCUCGGCUACUUGACCCUGGUGAUCUCGGCAGGCUCGCUGUCCGCCAUCCAAGCUUCGCCCGAAGGCCUGGGCUCAACCGGCGUCGUCCUCCUCGUUGGACCGGCCAACCCAUCCAAUCGCUUCAACGUGUCGCAGCCGGCAAGCAACGAUACGUACUCACCUACGCAGCCCAGCUUCAAGAAUACCCCUGUCCAUUUCGUCAUACCGCCCAUCCCCGUCCCGGGGCAGUCGGAUCGACACUCGUCACGCAACUACCAUUCCGGCAACUUUUAUGGACGUCCGUUCCCCCUUCGCGAUUAUCCCAGCUUGUCAAAGGUGUAUACUCGCAAGCUCUCACCGUUGGAUAACUCCACCGUAGAUCUCUCCACGACAAACGAGCAAGGCGUGCCUGUCGCCGUUGGCGUCGCUCGUCCUGCAACGACUCUCGUCAACUGGGCCGUCGUUGUGGAGAAGGCCAAGAGCGAAGCGUAUCAGCCCAUCGACAAGUUGAGAGAUAUCCUCCUAGGAUGCGUCUUCGGGACGGCUGGCCUUAUCGCAAUCCUCGUCUUUCCCUGCGCCCAUCUCAGCGUCUUGUCUAUUAGGCGACUCAAGGCUGCGACGGAAAAGUCCAUCAAUCCUCCCGGAUACGAGGAGUAUGACGAUGCGUUUGAUGAAGAACACCCAAGCUCGGGAGCUACUAGUUCGAAGCGAUCCGACAAAGGCUUUUUCGCUACCGUGAAGCGCAGGAUAUGGAAGGAGAAGAAGAUUUUGCCCAUCAGCGAAGCCGAUGCUCACCGACACGUCUUCAAGAUCCCCGGCAGAGUUGAAGUCGGCAAACACUACAUCACCGACGAAUUGACGGAGCUCACAGAGACGUUCAAUGAAAUGUCAGACGAGCUGCUCAAGCAGUACACACAGCUGGAGGACAAGGUUGCAGAGAGGACGCGAGAGCUCGAGGUUAGCAAGCGAGCGGCAGAGGCUGCCAACGAGAGCAAGACGCUCUUCAUCGCCAAUAUCUCUCACGAGCUGAAGACGCCCCUGAAUGGCAUCAUGGGCAUGUGUGCUGUUUGCAUGGAGGAGGAUGAUAUUGUGCGGAUAAAGCAGUCGCUUAAAACUCUCUAUAGGUCAGGCGACCUACUACUACACCUUUUAGAGGAUCUCCUCAGUUUUUCCAAGAAUCAAAUCGGACAACAUGUCAGCCUUGAGGAGAGAGAGUUUCGGUUAGGCGACAUCAAAUCGCAAAUGUUGUCGAUUUUUGACAAGCAGGUGCGCGAGAGCAACAUCACAUUCACCGUGAGCUUUCUCGGCAGCGAAAAUAUCGAGCUGAAUGGGAGCAUGGAACAGAGCAUCUUGGAAAAAAGACUGCCUGCCUUGGGCCCCAACGGCAUGGGACGACUGAAGGAUGUUUAUGUCUGGGGUGACCAGCACAGAAUCCUGCAGGUCAUGAUCAACCUUGUCAAUAAUAGUCUCAAGUUCACGCCACCUGGAGGCAAAGUGGAGCUGCGAAUCCGGUGCAUAUGCGAGGCUGAACGGUUGGAGACUGAUGUCAGUAGGACUUCAUCUUUGUCCAAAAGCGGUUCUACGAGGGUUGGGCGAAGCCGCCACAGAGGCAGCUCGGGAUCGACACGCUCUACCAAUUCCAGGACGACGAAUAACUCCGCACCGCUGAGGAAUGGCGCUGGUACCGCUCUCGCGAUCAACCCGCUGGACCCAAAGGCCACGCCUCACGUUCGCAUCCGGGAGCGCUCACCGACACCGCCGCCGGCAAACGCGAAGCCCUAUAUCUUCGAGUUUGAGGUGGAAGACACUGGGCCGGGCAUACCGGAGCAUAUGCAGGACAAGAUUUUCGAGCCGUUUGUUCAAGGCGACCUUGGACUGAAUAAGAAAUUUGGAGGAACAGGCCUGGGACUGAGCAUUUGUUCACAACUGGCCAAGCUGAUGGGCGGGUCGGUCACUCUUAAGAGCACCGUCGGGGUAGGAUCGACGUUUACGAUGCAUAUCCCUCUUAAAUACGUCAAAGACCGCCCGCCAAGCACCGCUUCCAGCAGCACGGGAUCGAGACCGACCAGCGUCAGGUCGGUAAUUGGCGAGGGGCCCCGGAGCACGAUGAAUGGGUCAGCAUCGCCGCUGCAGGACCCAAAAUCCAAGAGCAGCCCAUCGUUGAUAGACAACAAGCUGCCCCGUCUCGUGGGCCUCAGCGCGCCGUUUUUCGCUGCCAAGCCCAACACCUCCGCUAGCAAAGAGGACCAGACGGCAGCUAUUGAUAAGGCAAUGGCGAACAAGGCAGGGAAGGGAAAACUGCGCGUGCUGGUUGCUGACGAUAACGCGACCAAUGUUGAGGUGGUGAGUAGGAUGCUGAAACUGGAGGAUGUCUACGACGUGGCCAUUGCCAAAGAUGGCCAAGAAGCCUACGAGCUGGUCAAGGCCAGCAUGGAGAUGAACCAGCGUUUUGAUGUGAUAUUCAUGGACAUCCAGAUGCCCAACGUCGACGGGCUGCAGUCAACACGACUGAUUCGCAAAAUGGGCUACGUGGCGCCCAUCGUUGCGCUUACUGCCUUUUCGGAAGAGAGCAACGUAAAAGAGUGCAUAGAAUCAGGCAUGGACGAAUUCUUGAGCAAGCCUAUCAGACGACCAGCCUUGAAGAAGGUGCUCAAGAAGUUUGUCACUAUUCCAGAGGAGCCAGAGACGACGAAUGGCGCGACGAAAGAAAAGGGAACGGAUCUUGAUACAAAUACGGCGAACGGGACGGCAACAGGGAUAAACGGGAACGCGAACGGGCACGCGAACGGGCACGCGAACAGGAAAACAAGGGAUUAAAGCAUAUAGACUAAUAUAUCAUGUAUUAAU